AUGUACGCCGGCCGAGCUUUGACCGGCUGGGGCUGCGGCGUUAUCACCGCGACUGUGCCGUCCUAUAUCGCCGAACUAUCCAUUCCCUCAAUUCGUGGUAUCCUCACCGGCCUGUUUGAAGUCACAUACCAGACCGGGUCUCUCAUUGGUUUCUGGAUCAACUACGGUAUCAACCAAAACAUGAAUCCGAACAGCUCCGCGUCCUGGCGCCUGCCCAUGGCCGUCCAGCUCAUCCCUGCAGGUGGCUUGCUCAUCGGAGGCUUCUUCCUGCACGAGUCGCCGCUGUGGCUUUACAGAAAGGGACGGGAGGAAGAGGGAGCAAAGGUCCUCAUGGCGCUCCGACAUCUUCCGGAAGACCAUCAGUACAUGCAAGAAGAGGUGGAAAUGAUCCGCGCGAGACUUGCUGAGGAAGCGGCCGUCGCGAAGGCUUAUGGCAACGGGUUCUGGGCAUACAUCCGCGGCUCUCUGUCUGAGCUGUCGCGAAAGGGCAUGUGGAACCGCCUUCUGCUUGUGUUUGUUGCCUUCACUUUGCAGAACAUGUCUGGUGCCGCAGCUAUCAACUACUACUCUCCAACACUCUUCGGCUCUAUUGGUAUCUCCGACGUAGCUUUGUACACCGGAAUCUAUGGUUUGGUCAAGGCCGUCGCCUCCAUCAUCUUCUAUGGAGCUCUCAUCGACAUUUGGGGUCGCCGUCGACCAACGAUCAUAUCUUCACUAGCGUGUUCACUUUGCUUGUGGUUUGUCGGUGCUUAUGUAAAGGUCGGAAACCCGGCCCCAAUUAUUGCUGCAGGUGGUGAACUCUCGUCGUCCACUAAAUCUGGUGGCCAAGCUGCUACUGCGGGUAUUAUGAUUUAUUCCGUCUUUUGGAUCGUUUCGGCUGAGAUCUUCCCCGGCGCUCUUCGAAAUCUUACGGGAACCUUCGCGGCCUUCACGCAGUGGCUCAUUCAGUUCAUCAUCACGAAAGCGUUGCCGUACAUCUUCAGCAGUCUCGACUAUGGCGUGUGGUUCUUCUUUGCCUGCUGGAUGCUAACGGCCACGAUUUGGGCAUUCUUCUUUCUUCCUGAGACCAAGGGUGUCACUAUUGACCAGAUGGAUACACUAUUUGGAUAUGAAGGUGAUCGUCAGGUUCACAGCCAACAGGCGAAGGCGGACGAUGGGAAGAGUCUAAACCAAAACAUUCGUGAGGUUGACCGUGUCGACGAGGCGUAA
This is a messenger RNA of Colletotrichum chrysophilum, 1209 nucleotides long. RefSeq lists its product as uncharacterized. Gene Ontology annotation, molecular function: carbohydrate:proton symporter activity. Gene Ontology annotation, cellular component: membrane. The transcript is spliced from 5 exons. Bases 1 to 1209 code for a protein of 402 amino acids. Lineage: Eukaryota; Fungi; Ascomycota; Sordariomycetes; Glomerellales; Glomerellaceae. The record is from RefSeq and is a predicted model, not a curated record. Gene Ontology annotation, biological process: transmembrane transport; carbohydrate transport.